Messenger RNA from Macrosiphum euphorbiae (potato aphid), 1551 nucleotides. NCBI's taxonomy places the organism in Eukaryota, Metazoa, Arthropoda, Insecta, Hemiptera, Aphididae. The record is from the annotation of a GenBank genome assembly.
AUGAAAACAUCGCCAAGACACAGCGUGGAACCAGAGAUAUCUGAGGAGAUGGAGGAUGCAACAAUGACCAAAACAAAUUUAAAAGGGGAUUGGAUAAACUUUUUUUUGUUACUAUUACUGUACACAAUGCAAGGUUUGCCGUUAGGUAUAGCCGGGUCUAUGUCAUUACUAUUGCAAAGCAAGAAUAAUGUGACGUAUAAAGAUCAGGCAUUAUACAGUAUAUCAAAAUGGCCAUUUAGCUUGAAACUCUUAUGGGCACCGUUAGUAGACGCACUCUAUGUACAAAAAUUUGGAAGACGAAAGUCUUGGCUAAUACCCGUUCAAUAUUUAAUCGGAGCGAUUUUAAUUUAUACGGCCAGUGAUAUCGAGAACUUGCUACCCGAAACUGGAAGACCAGACAUCACGAUGCUGGCGUACAUUUUCUUCAUGAUAAACUUUUUAGCCGCCACCCAGGAUAUAGCAGUGGACGGUUGGGCUCUUACAAUGCUGAAAAAGAAUAACGUAGGCUAUGCGUCCACUUGCAAUGCAUCGGGACAAACAUUAGGCUCUAUGGUGGGUUCCAUGGUACUCAUACUGUUUACGUCUGAAGAUUUUUGUAAUAAAUACUUACGAAGUGUACCUGACGUGGGAGGCAUAGUUUCUGUGAAAAACUUAUUAUACUGCUGGGGCAUAAUAUUUAUAUUGCUCACAACCUUAAUUGGCGUAUUCAAAAAAGAAAAAAAUAAUACAUUUGAAGAUGAUCAAGAGAAAGUCAAUGUGGUUCAAAACUAUUUACUAUUAUGGGACAUAUUAAAGUUACCUAGUGUUCGAAUACUGGCGAUAAUAUUGAUAACUUCAAAGAUUGGAUAUGCUGCAACUGGCAAUGUGUCUAUCUUAAAACUUAUUGACGCAGGUAUAUCAAAAGAAGACAUAUCGAUAAUAGAUUCAGUGAUGUCUGGAGUAAACUUUAUUCUACCAUUCAUUAUAGGAAAAUACACUUCAGGUCCAAAACCGAUGAGCGUAUACUUGAAAGUUAUACCCAUCAGAUUACUUUUGAACAUUGGCUUUGUUAUGCAAAUUUAUUAUACGCCCAAAUUGAUAACGCUUGAUGGAGAAAAUACCUCAGUAUAUUACUAUCCACUUCUCGUAUGUCUGUUAUCAAUAGAUCAAAUUUUAUCUCACACAAUGUUUAUAGCUGUAAUAGCUUUUUUUGCUCGGAUAAGUGAUCCUCGUUUUGGUUGUACAUACAUGACGUUAUUGAAUACUCUUGCAAAUUUAGGAUACAUGUGGACGUCUACCGUUGCGCUUGGAAUGAUUGACGUGUUGACGUUCGAAGAAUGUUCAUUGGAUUCUAAAAAUAAUUGUUCUACACUAGAACUUCGAGAUAUGUGUAAAGCAGAUAAAGGUGAUUGUAUCAUAACAGUGAAUGGUUAUUACAUAGAAAUGCUUUUAUGCACCAUCAUUGGAAUAAUUUGGUAUAUUGCUGUUAGAAAUCCACUCAAAGUAUUUCAAACUAAGAAUCCUUCUCAUUGGCUGGUUAAAGUGAAGAGAACAGAGACGGGGGAUGUGUAA